AUGGAUGUCGAUGCCGAAGACUCGAAGGAGACAGACUUUACUCUGAAAACCAUGGAUCCCAAAGCGAUGACCGAGACAACACCGGAGCCUGAGGCGCAGAGACCCACGUGGAGUGGGCGGCUGGAGUUCAUCCUCGCAUCGGUGGGGUACGCAGUGGGACUGGGUAAUGUCUGGAGGUUUCCCUACCUGUGCUACAGCAGCGGUGGAGGUAAACAUGACUGCAGGAGGUUUAGACUGUUGCCUGAGGUGUUGACAGAAUCACAAUCUACAAAAUGAUGUGAUACAUGGAUGAAAUGCUCUGCUACUGGUUCAUGUGUUUGGAAAUCAAUUCCCUAUUUUGCAUUAAUUGAGGAUGUUGCUGUUGCGAAAGCACACUAUAGCUACUUUAAUCACUUUUAUUGAUAGGAUAUGUCUAUUUAUAAGUUACUUUUACUGAUAAACCUAUUUUAAAAGUCUUUUUAUGUGUUUUUAUGAUUCCUUUAUGAUUAAUUUUUUUACUCUGUACCAACAUCUAAGCAGUAGGGGGGGCUGGGGUAGGUUGAGCCAAAGGGAAGUUGAGCCACCCCCUGUUGGUUAGAAAUGGUCAAAGAAAUUGACCAUGUGUACAAAUAUUUAGGAGAUGGGCAUCAUUUCAUGGGUGAAGUGGUUAGACAUUUAUUUAAAAAAUAAUAAUAAUUUUUCACUCUUGAAAGUGAAUUUAGUCAGUCAUAAGUUUUAUAAGAAUUAUGUUCAGACCAAAAAAGAUCAUUUUAAAUUUGUUUUAUACAUCAAUUGUGGUAUCUAUGAGGCAUAAAAGUCCACCAUUUUAUCUUAGAGGACUAAUAAAGUCAUCAUGGUAGUUCUGUGGUAACUGAGAAAGUAAAGAAGUCUGAUGAGAGGAUCAGAGUUUCAGUUCAGAUUGUUGAAAUGUUUUUACUUUUUCUUUUCAAAAAUACAGCUGUGAAUGUUCUGAAUCACUUGAAGACAUUCUCAUGUUAAAAUGACUUUUCAGCAGUUAUGAGCAAUAAUAAUAAAAAGAAUUAUUGUACCAGUUUAAUAGUGUAUAAUAGAUAAAAAUACACAUGAAUGUGAGGAAGUGACUGUUAUUUAGGGAGAGAGAAGGUGAGGGAGGGCUGGGGUGGAGAGUGGGAGGAGUAGUAGGGAUACAGCUCAACUUACCCCAUACACGGGGUAAGUUGACCAUAGGAGACCACUUUUUUGUCAUGCUAUAUUAUCAAGACAGUUAUGUUUACACUCAUUCUGUUGGUUUGCAGGGAUGAAAAUCUUGAAAUAUAUGCAGAUACGCUAGUUAGAGAGAAAACUACGAUUGAACUCAUCUUACCACACUCUCCCCUAAGGCUUUGUGGGAGUGGUGCUGCUGGAUUCACAAUUUUUCAGACUGAAACUACACUGAAAUAUUGAAAUAAUGGCUGAGCUCUUGAUACAGUUUUAAAACACAAAUAAGCAUGAUAGAGGAAAUGCUGAUAAGUCGCCUCUUAUCAUGACAGCCGGGUUAAAAUUGUUGACCUGUAAGACGAGCUUUUCCUUCACACAGUAGCAUUUGGAGUGGUCAUGUGAAGGAGGACUGAUAUGAAGUAUAUGUCACAUGCCUGACGUCUCAUAGCACAAUAGUCUCAGUCAUAAACAGAGAGGUCUAAAGCAGGCAGUGAAAUUCAGACUGCAGAGUCAAGGGGGUAUUUAUUUUUCCUGCCAUUACUGGUCCUGACUCAUUGCAUUGAGUUUUUCCAUCUUAAUGCAACCUGUGCACUAUUUCACACUGCUGGUUGUACUCUAUUACAGCACAUGAUGGGCAAUGCGAGGCAUGGUUUAUCCCAGAACAUAGAGUCCGAGAUUCAGUCUCACUUUCAGGUCUGCUGGUAGUUUUACAGUUGGUCUAAUUGGCAUUUUCUUUCAACAAGGAACUAAAAGAAAGGAAGUAUGGACACGUUCAGUUGAAUAUUCUCAGAAUACAGCCACCUGUUUUCUAAUCCUUUUACUAAGAAAUGAUCCCUUUGCAUCUUUGUCGAGUGACUCAUCUUAAUCCAGCAUAACAGCGAUGAAGCUUUGUCAAGAAAAUUUUCAGCUUCUCAGCCUUCAAGUCCCUGAUAGAGAGAGGACACUGUGGCAUCAUAUUUCUCCCUUAUGCACCAUAAUGUAAUCUAGACACACUCAAGAGGUCAAAGAAGUGUCAGCCAUGCUUCCUUCUGUCCUAGGUGCCUUCAUGGUCCCUUAUCUCAUCAUGGUCGUGCUGUGUGGUUUUCCUCUCCUCUUUAUGGAGUUUUCCAUCGGGCAGUACACUCGCAUAGGCCCAGUCCACGCCUUCGCGAGGAUCUGUCCAUUGCUAAAAGGUGAGUGACCUCUAUCCGUUGGCUCCCCAUAUGUGGCAAAAACAUGCAUCCUAUUCUUUUGUGUCUCUGUAUAUUUUAUUCUGAGCCACAUCAGACUGGAAAUUGUCUUUUUUCCAUUUAAACAUAUUUCUGUUUUGAGGACUUUUCUGCUUUUCUAUUUUAUUCUGAAAAUCAGUCCUUUCCUGUCAGAUAGAUGGAUUGUUUUCACUUGUUGAUGGUUGAGAACUUUUUGAGAGGACAUCUCAAUCAUGGCCGAAAUUGUGAAAUUUGGACAUUUUAAUCAAUCUGUGCAAUCAUUUGAUCCUGAAGGAAAUCAUGACGUUACCAAAUCCUGAAAUAACAAGAUUCAACUUUUAUUGAUAAGAAUGAUCAUUAAGUCAAAAUGGGUGUGUGCCGAUGUGCUCUCACAGUCUAUAAAUCAUUUCGAUGCUCACAAAGGUUAUUUCUGAAAAGUUAAUACUGCUCGUACAACAUCAUACUCAUCAGGAGAUGUUUAUAUAAUGGUACUCAAACAUUCACAUAAACUCAUUUGUGUUGACUGAGAGGACACUGGCAGACACCCAAGAUCUUAUCUGUCCAAAUCAAACAAGAGCCCAGCCAUCAACGAUCAGCACCUGUGGGACUGAAAUGUAAAACCAGCCUGAUUUGUUCUAACCCAACAUUUUUCUCCAUAGUUUUCUUAUCUCCUUAAAGACAGAGAUUUUCUACCCGGUCAAAACGUCUUCACUUGAUUUAUCGAUCAUUUCUUCCUGGUUAAUGCUCUGUGCUUAACAAGGGCCGAAAGCAGGUAGUUGUUUUCUGAAUGCUCUUUUAAUGUGUUUCUCUGUACAACUCAGUGCAGUUUGCUGUGAUUUACCUGUGAUCCAUGAUUCAAAUAUCCUUCACAAAUCAACCAAUGUCCUCCAUCACAGAGUAUAAACAUUGUUUUUUUGCCGCAAGGACUCCGAAUAUUGUAUUUGUUCAGACAACAUCAUGGUUAUAAUUUCUUAGACCUUUGAUAGACUAAUCUAUCUGGUUAGAUAUGUAGCCUUAACUUGUACGAGUAUUAACAAUGAAUAGUAUGAUGAUGUGUAAGGCUAAAGAGGACAUGACAAGUGCAGAAGGACAGGGUAAAAAACUGAUUUUUGGACAUGCAUGUUUGCACCUGCACCUUUUCCACACGUGCAUAAAUCAGUGUCCACCUGAGCCGAGACUGUGGACACAAACUCAGCUCUGACUCCUGCAGACUCGAAUGUUAUGGCAGUUUGAAAUGACACGGUACUUCCCCUUAGUCAGUGGAUUCUGUAUCAGUAGGGCCAUAAACCAUGUAAGCUGGACCAUACACGGUGGUUUCAGCUGAACCUGGAGCUCAGAGGACCUUCUUUUGGGACCUUCGCUGUGAUGAUACAGACCUGUUUUUUAGUUAUUUGAUCAGGUAGUGGCACUGGGAUCGAUGGAGCAUGGCAUCCUAGUUUUUUCUCACUGAAGACGGCAUGUUUUCAGGAGGUGAGGUUUGAAUACUUUUGUUGAGCAAAGAAAAAAGUUAGUGAUAAUGUUUAGGAGCACUCCAUGAGCAUCACAGGGAACGCUGGUUUAGCACCUAGCUGCACCCUUUGCAGAAUGUCCUCUCUCACUCUCUGCUCCCCAUGUUUGCUGUCCCUCUUCAGCUCUUCUAUCAAUAAAUGCAAAAAGGUCCCAGAAAGGACAGAGCUUGACUUUUACCACUCUACAAAGGAUUCUGGGAAAAUAGUAGUAGAAAGUUGUGCUGCCCUAAGGGAUAUAAAAUUAAUUUAGGGUCAAACACACCGCAACACAGAGUUAGACACCCCCUCAAGAGAUGAAUGUUGCCGACAGCUUGCUUCUCUAGUUAUACCAACUUUAGUAACAACCACAUGAUAGCAAUACACAGCGGUCUGAGGAGCCAUCAACAAACCUCAACCAAAACACCACCCUAUAGCCACAAAUAAUGAUCAGAACAGCACCUAAUUCCAUCAACAGUACAUAUAGGGUCCCAGCCACAGCACUAGCCACCAAACAUGUUUAUGUUUAUGUUUAUUCAGCUUUCAGCAUGAUCACAGAUGUUUAAAAAAGACAGAUGCCAUUAAAAACACUGAAUUAUUUUGCUGAUUACAAAAAAUAAAACUUCAAAUAUAAAAUGCAGCUUAAGAAGCAACAACCUAAAAACUUAAAAAGCUAAACACCAUUCUCAUUUAAUAGUCUGCACAUAUAUGGGAUUGGUGAUUUCUUAUAUCUCUCAGUUCGGCAUGUUGGGGUGUCCAGGUCAUCUCCAUUCCGUGUUUGUCGUCCAGAGAUCUCUUUCCUGAGUGGGGGUAGCCAGUUUCUGAAAUUGGACUUGAACAGCUUUCUGGCAAAAUCAAGACAUAGUUGAGUGCGCCUCUCUGCUAGGGAGCACAAUUUGAGGGUGUGGAGAGCUUCUGUGUAUCCUAUAUACCGCUGGCCCAGAAUGAUUCUGCUCGCCCGUUUUUGAACUCUUUCCAGACUAUUUGACUGGCUGGCAGUAAGGGAACUGUGACAUCUUUUUAACUUUGUCUAAUUUCUUUAGCAAAGAGACUAAACACAACUUACCCACUCUCUUCCAGCAGCCGCUUGUUUGUAGCGAGACCUUGACCAGUCCAUCAUGGACUGAGGCGGGGUGACGCAGCUCAGUUUGUGUCUAUAGAGUGGCGUUUUGGUUGAGGUUUGUUUAUGGCUCCUCAGACUGCUGUGUAUUGCUAUCUUGCGGGCGUUACUAAAGUUGGUAUAACUAGAGAAGAAGGCAGUCGGCAACAUUCAUCUCUCAAGGGGGUGUCUAACUUGGUGUUAUGGUGUGUUUGACCCUAAAUUGAUAUUUACCAGAAUAUCCCUUAAACCAGAAAUUAAAGCAUAACCAGAUAGAACGAACUGUAUUGAUAAACCUCCACUCAUACACAGGUGCACAUGCAAACCUUUAAGUCUACUAAUGAAGCUCCUCCACCUGCACUAGAGACAAGGCUUUUUGCUGAGUCAUUGCUCUGAUUUCUCAGAGGAGGAGACUGAUGAAAACAACUGCAAACACACACACACACACACAGUAAACUCAGACACGCAAACCUCCCCCCUGGACUGUGAUAACACAGAGCCAGAGAUGUUAAAAGACUGAAUAAUUGACAUCUGUUGGAGAACUUUGAUCUCUCCUUUACUCAUUUAGUCUGGUGUAUCCACAGGCUAACAGAGAGGAAUUUCUAAUCUGUGGCUCCACACAUAAACCUGUAACUUGGCCGAGUAAUUGAUACUCCAAAAUGUGGAUCAUAAGGGAUUUAAUAUCAGUUGUAGAAAGUAAAGUGAGCACCUUCUCCCUCACACACGUCACCGUGUUACUCUGCAGGUGUUGGCCUGGCCACAGUUGUUAUCUCCUUUGUGUACUCCACCUACUAUAAUGUGCUCAUGAGCUGGGCACUGUACUAUUUGUUCAACACGUUCGGAGCGACCCUCCCCUGGACGUCCUGCAACAACACCUGGAAUGUUGUGGCCAACUGUUCCAGUGGUUUCCCUGGCAACUCCACACAUCUGCAGUCGGCCAGCCAGCAGUUCUUUGAGUGAGCAUGCAGUCGAUUACACCAAACCGUCAUAUUUAUACAAAUAAAGCACUUCUCAGAUACUCAUCAGAUUUUGAUUUUUUGGUGUUUAAGAGAAAUUAUGACUUUAAACUAACUUUCCAGAGUUAAAUUUGGGAAUUAUGGGCUGUUUACUCUUCCUUUCCUAUCAUUUCCAGUCAUAGGCUUCUGCAGAAAACCAAUGGCAUUGAGGAAAUUGGGGGUCUUCGCUGGGAACUCUUCGGCUAUCUUGUUCUGUCCUGGGUCAUCGUGUAUUUGUGCAUUUUUAAAGGAGUCAAAUCAACCGGCAAGGUCAGAAACAUACCAUAACCUGGUUUUAUGUGUGGUCAGUCAUGAUGUUUUCGAGUCAGUAAUUUCAGGGAAGAUGGGAGUUUAAGUCUGAAGGCUUUCCUCUAAACAGUUAAAGCUGUUACUCUCAAAUGUCCUCAUUCAGAUGGAUGGUUUUGUGUCGUAGGGUUGGUGUAAUGAGUAAUGAUUGUAAUGAUUGUUUUAAACCUUGCCCUUCAUGAACAGAUGCUAGCAGACGUCCUGUGUUUGAUGACGGUCAUCCUCCACUCUUUCCUCCUCUAUUUACUGUCUUCUCCAGUCAGUAAAGGUGUAAAAGAAAUUAAGUUUUAUGUUGUUGCAGCCUUUCCUGAAUGAUUAACUAACACUCUGAUCCAUCUUUGCUUUUCUCUGUGGCACGCAGGUUGUGUAUUUCACUGCUCUAUUUCCAUAUUUCAUCUUGUUUGCCCUUCUCAUUAAUAAUGUUCGGCUUCCUGGAGCAAAGACCGGUAUUCUCUACUUUGUGACACCGGUCUGGAGCAGACUGUUUGAAGUGAAGGUGAGACUCAGUGACUGAAUAAAUGAGUAACAUUAGGUAGUAUUUGAACCAACCAAAUGGACUAUAAUUGUACAUUGGCAGCUCAGUUUAAAACAAACUUUUUAAAUAUUUGGUGCUUGCCAUAUCAUUGUUGUUUCAUUAGAGUCCUGUUUUUAAAGUUUAAUUAUUAAACCCUUAUUUUACCCAGAAUAGUCCCACUGAGAUCACAGAUGACAACAUAACUUAACACAGUGAUCAAUAAAUGAUUAGCUUUGGCUUUAAAUACACAAAAAUCACAUGAACUUUAACUUAAAUGUUAAAUUUUACAUUUUGUGUUGUGAUAUUGUUUAUAUUUCUGUUUUUGGAUCUUUAUAAUAGAUAAUAAUAUAAUUUAAUAAUAGUUUCUUAUUAAUCCUCAAACUCUCCUCCGUCUCUACUGAAGGUUUGGGUCAAUGCAGCCGCUCAGGUCUUUAACUCCAUUGGAAUAGCGUUCGGCUCCAUGGUCUCCAUGGCUAGUUACAACAAGUUCAACAACAACAUUUUCAGGUAAUGAAUAAUUGAACACGGAGUCUGUGAGAACAGUCAAACCUUAACAUGUUGACACUGGUCAUUGUUGUUAUUGGCUCCUUCUGAACAUACUCAAUAAUUAAGGACUGAUUCAGAUGACACAGAAUACAAAACAGAUCCCACUCUUAGUCGGCUAAAUCAGUAGUUUAUUCCUACAUGUGUUACAAUGCCAUAUGGUGAUAUUAGGAUGUACCUCAAAGAUUAUCCUCUUUAACCUCUACAGUGUCUGGUGAGUUGUAAACAGGCUCUUUGAUUUGCUGUGUAGUAAAAGCAGCUUCUGUAUUUCUCUUUGGCAAACAGCUGCAGAUGAACAAAGAGGACACGCUGUUUACAAAACCUCCAUUUUUGGUUCCCUCUCUUUGUAAAUGUGCCGUGUUGACAGUUGGCGUACGUGAGCCACCUGCUCUCCUUCACAUCUUGCAGUUAAACAUACACCUUUUGUCCAGAAUCACAAUCAUCCACACAGCACAGCUAGGAAAUCAGAAAUUACUGCUUCAGAGACACAAUAAUAUGUACAAUAAAAUUUCUAACCACUGUGGCUUUUAUAAUCCAGCUCCUUUGUUUCUCUGAUGUCCUAUAACACUGAAACAGAGCUGCGAUUUCUCACAUUUCAGGGAUGCUUUAAUUGUUGUAUGCACCAACUCAUUUACGAGUAUCCUGGCUGGCUUUGUGAUCUUCUCAGCUAUUGGCUACAUGGCUCAUAUUCAUAACCUCCCAGUGGACAACAUCGCUACAGACGGUAAGCAUAAAACUUGAAAAGAGCAUUUAUUUGCGAGUAAGAUGAGGCACAAUCAAAAAUUUUACUCAUUUAACAAAUGUCUGUGAACAUUUUUGAACUUUAACAUCUUAAAAUAUGAGUAAACACUCUUGUAUUGUUGUGUUUCAGGUCCUGGUUUGGUGUUUGUUGUGUACCCUGAAGUACUCUCCACUAUGCCUGUCUUUCAGCUGUGGGCCCCUCUGUUCUUUUUCAUGCUGCUGUGUCUGGGCCUGGACAGCCAGGUAAACUCCUCAAGGGGCCCCACUGUAAUCAAUGAAGUUGUACAGAUUUAUAUGUGGGUGAUUAUUGUUUUACAUACACGGUGACUGUGAUCUGAGUAUCACAGUAUUCCUGAUAACAGAGCCGCCCAGAAUCAACAAAUCCACAAUAUCAGUGCAGCUGCAGAUUUUUCUCUCUGACUGUGACAGGUCACACAUGGAGCAACAGAGCAAAAAAAAAAGUUUCACUGACUUAAUGUAGUGCUAGUUCAGGCAGGCAAACUCCUCAUCUUAAUGCUUAAUGCCAUAUGCUUUGUCACUGAUACAGGCUCUCAAAACAGAGCUAUACCACCAAAUAUGACAACCGCGUGCAAAAAAAAUGAUUCUCUUUGACAACAGCGGUCCUGACUGAACCUAAAAAUUACUGGAGGUAACAGGACAAGCUGAUAGUUGUCCUGUUAAAGUGUAUUAAUUGUGCAUAUUUUAACCAUCACCAUGGACUAAAUCUCUCCCAAACAAAAUAUCAACUGCUUUAAUAAGAUAUUUUCUCUCAAUAUGCUUUUGCCUCCCCUCCUCUUAUCUGUUAUUACAGCAAGUAUAAGUAUGAGAGAUGUGAUCAAAUUUAAAGAAGUACGCUAAAAUUUACGAGGGUCUGUAUUUUGUGUAAAUGGGAACAUAUCCACUCACAGUGACAGUGUUGAUGUUUUCUGGUAUCAUAUUAAUAGUGUUUACAGCAGGUUGUUAGUUUUCAAUUAAAUUCAAUCAAAUUUUAUUUAUAUAGCGCCAAUUCACAACAGUCGUUAUCCCAAGACGCUGGUAUUUUGUAGGUAUUUGGUCAUAAACAAUGUUUUAAAGUUGUUUGUUUAGAUUUCUAUUAUGCUUGAUAUUGUUUAUGAGUAUUCAACUUUAACUAUUCUUGCACCCCUGUUGUGUUACCAUAGUUACUCAGGUCUUUUUUCACAGAUUAAUAAUUGCACCACACAUAAAGAUAAAAUAAGAAUAAUGACAAGAAUCACAUUUACGGAAGAGAUCGCCAACUAUUGUUGAGUACAGCAUGUGUGUUUUUCUCAGUUUGGUACAGUUGAGGUUGCCAUAACCUUUGUGAAAGACGAGUUUGGCCCCAGCAUUCUGCGCGUCCUGAAGAGAGAGGAGCUGGUGACCCUGGCUGUGUGCGUUGUUGGCUUUAUCCUUGGGAUUCCUCAUAUCACAAAGGUGCAGCACGGUAAAGAUUUGGACCUCAAAAAGAGGAUGUUGUGUAGCUUAAAUGUUGUAACAGUUUUUCCUGCCUCUUUCCUGCACAGGGUGGUAUCUAUGUGUUUCAGCUGAUGGACCAUUACACUGCUGUGGUGUCCCUGGUUUUCCUGGCUUUCUUUGAAGUAAUAGCUGUCUGCUGGAUCUUCGGUGAGCUCAACACAGAGUUCAAAUGUCUUAAAUCUGAACAUGAAGACAAUAUUAAGUAGGGGUGGGAGAAGAAAAUCGAUUCACAAAAGUAUCACAAUUUUUUUGUUUUACAAUUUUCUAAUUGAUUUUUUUGUUCAAAAAUUUAUUUUUCUUUCAAAUGUAAGAAUAAAUCUUAAAAACUGACGGACAUUUGAUGUUUAACUUUUGGGGAAAUAUGGUUUCUGGAAUAGUCAGUAGACAAUCAUAAUCAUUCAAAUGCAGACUAAGAAUCGAUAAUAUCGUAGAAUCGCAAUUUAAAUCGAAUCGGCAUCCAAAAAAAUCGUAGAAGAAUCGAAUUGGAAGAAAAGCAUAUGGUCUCAGCCCUAAUAUUAAGGGUAAAUGGUAGUUAUGAGAAUUAAUAAAACACAUUCUUCUCUAUCAGGUGUCCCAAAAAUCUCUCUAAUGGUGAAGAGGAUGCUGGGAAAAACUCCAAACAUCUUCUUCCGUGUUUGCUGGUUGCUGCUGUGUCCGCUCUUGGUUAUGGUGAGGUUUUAAUUGUCAGAUCUGCACGUUUUUGUUUUUUUUAAACAAUAACCGCUACAUGAAGACUUUAAUUUUCUGCACACAGUGUAUACUGAUUUCCAGCGUCGCUCAGUACACUCCUGCUCGCUAUGGGACGUACAAAUACCCAGUGUGGGCUGAGUGUGUGGGCUGGGGCGUCUCACUGAUCUCUAUAAUCUGGAUCCCACUUGGAGCUGCUCAGGAGAUGAAAAACAACAAAGGCUCCGUUCUUCAGGUGAGUAGAGGACUGUGAUUAUUUUAACAGUGUGAACUUUAAUGCUAUAAUUAUCUGUUAUGUUAAACAUGAAGUUUAUCAUAUUAGGUUGAAGGGAUAGUUCGCAAUUUAAUGUCUAUAAUAAGGUGAUGAUUGUUUGCGAGCUAAUUUUACUAAAGUAGAAUUUGAUUUAAUUUUGUGCUCUAUUUGGAAAUUUUCCAGUGCUUAACUUUGGUGUCGGAAAGCCUAUUUAUUUUUUUCCUUCACUAUUUGAAUGUCAGUAUCAGAGUCUCUUAAAUUAGCUCAAUUUUGUGGUAGUUUUGAUCCCGUUUGCUGAGGUUGUGGUCCAGCUUCAGUUUCAGUGCUCCUGCAGGUUUCUCAAUCGAAGGACUGAGCUGAGUUUUCCUUAUUCCCAACACAUGACUGCCUCGAAUCACCAGACAUUCUCCCAAAAGUUUAUCCAUUAAUGAAACUUUUGUUUUGUCUAACCCUCAGAGACUGAAAACGGCCAUGACUUCCACCUUAGACCUCGAUGCUGAAGAUUAUCCCGCAGAAAAACCGAGCCCAGACCACGCAGUGUCAGAAACUUUACUUCAUUAA
Molecule: messenger RNA, 10998 nt
Organism: Xyrichtys novacula (pearly razorfish)
Lineage: Eukaryota; Metazoa; Chordata; Actinopteri; Labriformes; Labridae
Source: the annotation of a GenBank genome assembly